AACCCUCUCUCUGAUCAAACACUCUCUCCAUUUCUUCCCUUCUCAGCUAAAACAUUUGCGUCGUCAUAACUCGAUCGUGACAAAUUAAAUAUAAUGGAUACUGCAGGGAAUUUAUCAGAUUUCUUUGAGGACUCGGAGUUCGCCGGCGACGCUUCGCCGGACGAUAUCUUCGGAAUCCUUGAAGCUUUGGAUGACUUUAACCAGACAGCUGCACCAGCGUUUUCCGGUGAAACAGCCGCCGGGAAAGAUAAUGACGGUGGUGGGGUUCGAGAGUUAUUAUCUGAGACUGAGGUGGAGGGUUCCAAUUCAUUAUCACCACCGAGGAAUUGCAAGAGACAGAAAAGUAGCGCAGCCACCGCCGCCGUUCCUGACGACGUUAACCCGUCGUCGGAUGAACAACAACCUCGGAUGUCUCACAUAACGGUGGAGAGGAACCGCAGGAAACAGAUGAAUGGCCAUUUGUCUGUCCUUCGCUCCUUGAUGCCUUGCUUUUAUGUCAAAAGGGGUGAUCAAGCAUCAAUAAUUGGAGGGGUUGUGGACUACAUAACGGAGUUGCAGCAGGUUGUUGAAUCUCUGGAGGCCAAGAAACAAAGAAAGGUUUACAAUGAAGUUCUUCUAAGUCCGAGAAAACCAGCAUUGAGUCCCAGAAUGAGCAGCUAUCCCAUUAGCCCGACAACGCCGCAACCGACCACCUCGUACGGCGCCGCCUGCAGGCCGCCGCUGCUGCCAACGCCGACGACGGGUUUUUUAUCGUCCUCAUCAUCAUCAUCAGCCGCCAGCCAACUUAUUAUCGAGCCGCCGUCUUCUUGCUCUCCGACAGCCACUUCCUCCGCCUCCGUGGACAGCGCCAAUGAGCUCGCCGCGAAUUCGAAGUCGGAGAUUGCGGAAGUGGAGGUGAAGUUCUCCGGCGCGAAUGUGGUGGUCAAAACGGUGUCUCCGCGCAUUCCCGGCCAGGCCGUCAAGAUCAUUUCUGCACUUGAGGAUCUCUCCCUCGAGAUCCUCCAUGUCAGCAUCAGCGUCAUUAAUGACCACACCAUGCUUAACUCCUUCACUAUUAAGAUUGGGAUUGAAUGUCAACUCAGUGCGGAGGAACUGGCUCAACAGAUUCAGCAAACAUUCUGCUAAUGAUUAUGCAUGCUGUCACAACAACAUUAAAUUACAUAUGAUUGCUCCAUCAUAUCAUGUCGUCCGC
Ipomoea nil (Japanese morning glory) is the source of this 1192-nucleotide messenger RNA. Its product is annotated as transcription factor SPEECHLESS-like. The record is from RefSeq and is a predicted model, not a curated record. Gene Ontology annotation, molecular function: protein dimerization activity; DNA-binding transcription factor activity. Lineage: Eukaryota; Viridiplantae; Streptophyta; Magnoliopsida; Solanales; Convolvulaceae. The transcript is spliced from 3 exons. The coding region runs from base 94 to 1125 and encodes 343 amino acids. Gene Ontology annotation, cellular component: nucleus. Gene Ontology annotation, biological process: stomatal complex development; positive regulation of DNA-templated transcription; guard cell differentiation.